AUCUCGAUUCCUUUUGUCAUUAUCAACAUUUUUGAGGCCUAAAAUUUCAGAGAAACAGUUCAUUGUUACGAUGCAAGGAGUGAGCAUGAAAAAGAAAGACGGCAAGAUCGUGGUAGCGGUGGAUGAGAGUGAGGAGAGCAUGUACGCACUUUCAUGGUGUCUCACCAACCUAUUUUCUCAAAGUAGCAAUAAUACUCUUGUCCUCCUCUACGUUAAACCUCCGCCUACAGUCUACUCCUCCUUCGAUGCUGCAGGUUAUAUGUUCUCUAAUGACGUGAUCAAGGCCCUGGAAAAACACGGAAGUGAAAUGGUGAAUUCAGUGAUGCAACGGGCUGAAGCUGUGUACAGCAACUUCGGAAGCAGUAUAAACGUGGAGAGAGUGGUUGGAUGUGGAGAAGCCAAGGAUGUGAUAUGUGGUAUAGUGAAGAAACUUAAAGCUGAUAUGUUGAUCAUGGGAAGCCACGGUUAUGGUUUCAUCAAAAGGGUUCUUCUGGGGAGCGUGAGCGAUUACUGUACCAAGCAUGCCAAGUGUCCAGUCGUAAUCGUGAAGCGAAGGGAGGAGGAGUUCUGAAAAUUGUUUGUAUUCGUAAAAUUAUGAUCAAUGGUUCUAGCUUUCCAAAGCACAUGUAUAUGUAUCCUACUGCUUCAAUGGAUAUGAUAUUUGUUUGUUCUA
Mangifera indica (mango) is the source of this 673-nucleotide messenger RNA. RefSeq names its product universal stress protein A-like protein. Bases 71 to 571 code for a protein of 166 amino acids. The record is from RefSeq and is a predicted model, not a curated record. The transcript has 4 exons. Lineage: Eukaryota; Viridiplantae; Streptophyta; Magnoliopsida; Sapindales; Anacardiaceae.